CAAACCCACCCACCUUCCAGUUCCUUGUUCUUGCCCGGCGCUCUCUAUUACUGGUACAGGACUAUAACCUCGCCCGACCUUUAUUUGGCCUUGCUGUCUUGGCCAGUUCCUUGUUCGAGAUAUAUUCCAUGAAUCCCACAACGGCAGUGUUUCUUUGGAUCACCUAAGAAACAAUUUUCUCAUCAUGGAUACAAAGGAGCUAUUAGAGAAGCCUUCAGGAAAGGAUGGGGCUUUCAGUCCUACGCGCCAACCUGGGAAUAUGCAUGCAGAGCAUGCCACCCAGCCAGAUGAUGAUAGUGAAAUUCAAGGGAAGUUUCACGGCCCCGUGAAACGAGAACUUACCGAAGACGACUGCUACGAGAAGCUGGGCUUCUGUUUCCCAUGGUACAAAAAAUGGACAAUCCUUACGGUCAUCUUCGUCGUGCAAAUGUCGAUGAACUUCAACAGCAGCACUUACUCCAACGCCGUCCCGCAACUCUCCGAACACUUUAAUAUCAGUGAACAGGCCGCCCGAGUAGGCCAAAUGAUCUUUUUAGUCACAUAUGCUUUUGGCUGUGAACUGUGGGCCCCAUGGAGUGAGGAGUAUGGCCGGUGGCCGAUAAUGCAGCUCAGUCUACUGUUCGUGAAUAUCUGGCAGAUACCGUGUGCUCUUGCUCCUAACUUCGCAACGAUGGUUGUCUGUCGUGGCCUUGGUGGUAUUAGCUCUGCAGGCGGCUCUGUGACUCUUGGGAUGACGGCUGACAUGUGGGAGCCGGAUGAUCAGGGCUUUGCUGUCGCUUAUGUGGUCUUGUCCUCUGUGGGAGGCACCACCAUUGGACCGAUAUUUGGCGGAAUGAUGCAGCAGUGGUUGAACUGGCGGUGGAACUUCUGGAUCCAGCUUAUCUUUGGCGGUGCUACUCAGCUCCUGCACUUUUUCCUUGUCUGUGAAACUCGAUCGACGAUUCUUCUUGACCGAGAGGCUAAACACCGACGACAAACCGGCGAGGAUCCUAAUGUGUAUGGACCGAACGAGCUGAAGCCCUCACGACUCAACAUCAAGGAGGUCCUACACGUUUGGCGCCGACCCUUCGAAAUGUUCCUCUGUGAACCUAUUGUGCUCUUUCUAUCUUUGCUCUCCGGUUUCUCCGAUGCGCUCAUCUUCACCUGCAUUGAGUCGUUCUCUUUAGUCUUCGCACAAUGGGGGUUCAAUGCCGUCCAAAUCGGUCUGUGCUUCGUUGCCAUUGUGAUCGGCUACUUGUUUGCCUACGGUAUUUUCCUACCCGACAUCUACCGUCAACGCCUGGUCCGACGCCGGGAGGGAAAUGCCUCUCGGUACGCUGAGCGACGCCUUCUACUUUUGCUCUUCAUUGCGCCUCUUGAAACGAUUGGACUGUUUGGAUUCGCCUGGACCUCUAUGGGCCCCGAGUACACCCACUGGAUCGUACCGUUAGUAUUUGUGUUCCUGAUAGCUAUUGCUAAUUACGGCAUCUACAUGGCUACCAUCGACUACAUGGUUGCCGCGUAUGGAGAAUACUCUGCGUCUGCGACGGGAGGCAACGGGUUUGCACGAGAUCUGCUCGCCGGACUCUCAGCCAUGUACGCAACACCCAUGUACACCAAUAUCGGUGGCCGAUUCCAUCUACAAUGGGCGAGCACCAUUCUUGGCUGCUUGUCCGUCCUGGUUACAGUCCCCAUUUACAUUUUCUAUUGGAAGGGACCUGAGAUCCGGGCCCGAAGCAAGUUCGCCCAGACUUUAGAAGCGGACCGGCAACGGCACGCAGCCGUCCGUCGGUCCAGUCAGGUCACCAUCUCGCGCAAGACAUCCAUGGCCUAAGCGCCUGGCUUGCGGUAAAGGCAUAUGAGGGUGCAGUUUGUCGGAGUUUCCUUUUUUGGCUGGUCCGAAUGACGCCAUGAUUGACGUUUAAGAUCCGCGUGUAUGCAUAGAUACCCGUUUUGCUUUUUUUUUUUUCCGCUCGAUGUGCUGUCCUACCAGGGCGUCGGGCCACGUGUACUUCAAUGUAUGUGGAAUAAAAC
This is a messenger RNA of Aspergillus piperis CBS 112811, 2013 nucleotides long. RefSeq names its product MFS multidrug transporter. The record is from RefSeq and is a predicted model, not a curated record. NCBI's taxonomy places the organism in Eukaryota, Fungi, Ascomycota, Eurotiomycetes, Eurotiales, Aspergillaceae. The transcript has a single exon. Bases 185 to 1813 code for a protein of 542 amino acids. Gene Ontology annotation, biological process: transmembrane transport. Gene Ontology annotation, molecular function: transmembrane transporter activity.